GGUACAGGUUGGUGGAGGGGGAAACGUUAGGUCCCUGGGCCCCCAGGGCCGCCACCGUGGCAGAGCCCUGCCCACUCCCUGCAGGGCUCUGCAGCCCGGUGUCCUCCGCCCCACACCCGUCUUCUGUCGGCCGGCCCGCCCUUGCCGCGUCUUAGCCCGGCCUGUCCCCACCUAGUCUCUACCUAAUCAGUCCUAGGCCCGGAUGGAGCACCGGAGCCCAUCCCCAGUUUACCCUACAGCAACCCACUCUCCUCGCUUCAAGCCUGAGGAUCGCCCCCACCCCCCGCCCUGGCCCACCUUCCAAUGCAGCCCACCCCUCGUAUUUCUGGAAUCCAGCCCCAGGCUGGCCUGGGAACCUGCUCCGGUUGGGAUCUGAGGGGCCUAGUGCAGUGGUUACAGCCCUGGGCUGAGCGUGUGGGCAUCAGGGUUCUAGUUCUGGCUCUGCUGACGAGCUGCUGUGACAGUCUAGCCUCUUUCCCUCCGUGGGCCUGUUAACCUAACUGAGUUGCUGCUCCACUCCGUGAGUUAGUCAGAGCGCCUCGGUUCCCUUCACUCUGCUGACCCGCACAGAAACAGCUCAGACUCUUUCUCUGCUGACAAAUUUUAGGUAGAGUUUGAGAAAGAAGAAACUGGGGGGCAGAGAGGGAAGUGAGGAGAAUCAGAUCCCAGAUCUUUGGGGAGAAGGAGCUGUAAGGAGCAGCUGUCCCUCCACCAAAGCUGGAGGGGUGGAAAGAGCAGGUUGAGGAGAGCCAGAGCCCACAGGCCUCCUAGGAUAACAGCCCCAAACAGGCUGGUGGCACCCUCCAGCUGAACGUGUUCCCUCAGCUCCCCAGGGCAUGUGGUCGUGAGACAGAACCCACAGACCCUGCAGGAACAGGACUCCCAGGGCCAUGGCCCAGGUCAGCAUCAACAGUGACCUUGACGAGUGGGGCUUAAGCACAGACUCUGGGGAGCGUGCCCGUCUGCUGCAGAGUCCCUCUGUGGACAUAGCCCCCAAGAGUGAGGGGGAGGCCCCUCCUGGGGGUCUGGGCAGAGGCACCACUUCCACACUUGGAGCCAUCUUCAUCGUUGUCAACGCCUGCCUGGGCGCAGGGCUGCUCAACUUCCCAGCAGCCUUCAGCACUGCCGGGGGAGUGGCAGCCGGCAUCACGCUGCAGAUGGCCAUGCUGGUUUUCAUCAUCAGUGGCCUCGUCAUCCUGGCCUACUGCUCCCAGGCCAGCAAUGAGAGGACCUACCAGGAGGUGGUGUGGGCUGUGUGUGGCAAGCUGACGGGCGUGCUGUGUGAGGUGGCCAUUGCCACCUACACCUUCGGGACCUGCAUCGCCUUCCUCAUCAUCAUCGGGGACCAGCAGGACAAGAGUGAGGUCCCCCCUCAGUGCCUACCUCAUCCCCCACCCCUCAGCCCUGGGGGUCAUGCGGUGGGCGGGAAAGAGCAUGGAACACCUGCCCAAGGCCUGGCCUGGGCCCGGCAUUCAUCUGGGAAUCCUCCCUCCUGGCUGCUGGGCCCAUUAGACAGAUGGAGGUCCCAGCAGAGGUGGAGGACCACACCCUGCAGUAGCCUGGCAUCACGUUCCGUCCUUCCUCCCUGUGCAGUUAUAGCUGUGAUGGCAAAGGAGCCUGAGGGGGCCGGCGGCAGCCCCUGGUACACAGACCGCAAGUUCACCAUCAGCCUCACUGCCUUCCUCUUCAUCCUGCCCCUUUCCAUCCCCAGGGAGAUCGGCUUCCAGAAAUAUGCCAGCUUCCUGAGCGUCGUGGGCACCUGGUAUGUCACUGCCAUCAUUAUCAUCAAAUACAUCUGGCCUGAUAAAGAGAUGACCCCAGCGGACAUCCUGAACAGGCCAGCUUCCUGGAUAGCCGUGUUCAAUGCCAUGCCCACCAUCUGCUUCGGAUUUCAGUGCCACGUGAGCAGUGUACCCGUCUUCAACAGCAUGCAGCAGCCUGAGGUGAAGACCUGGGGUGGGGUGGUGACAGCCGCCAUGGUCAUAGCCCUCGCUGUCUACAUGGGCACAGGCAUCUGUGGCUUCCUGACCUUUGGAGCUGCUGUGGACCCCGACGUGCUCCUGUCCUACCCGUCGGAGGACAUGGCUGUGGCCGUCGCCCGCGCCUUCAUCAUCCUGAGCGUGCUGACCUCCUACCCCAUCCUGCACUUCUGUGGGCGGGCGGUGGUCGAAGGCCUGUGGCUGCGCUACCAGGGGAUGCCGGUGGAGGAGGACGUGGGGCGGGAGCGGCGGCGGCGAGUACUGCAGACGCUGGUCUGGUUCCUGCUCACCCUGCUGCUGGCGCUCUUCAUCCCUGACAUCGGCAAGGUCAUCUCGGUCAUUGGAGGCCUGGCCGCCUGCUUCAUCUUCGUCUUCCCAGCUGGUGGGCGAUGGUCAGUUACGGAGUCCUCUUGGUUACCCUGGGAGCCUUCAUCUUCGGACAGACCACAGCCAACGCCAUUUUUGUGGAUCUCUUGGCAUAACCACUGCCUCCCAGGGAAUUCUUGGCCUUUGCCAUUGGACCCUGGAACCCAUCUCGUAGAGCUUCAGGACCACCCUGAGUCCGGCAUCAUUCCCCUCUACUGGUGGGAUGACAUCUGGACAUCCUUUUCCAGGGACAGUUCUGGGGUGAAAUCAGGCCCCACACCCCUGGACAGCUCAAACCCAGCUCCCUUCCUGCCCCCGCAUCCUGGCAGUGCCAUGGAUGGUAGGAGAGGAGGUCUCGUGUCACAGAAUAACCUUCCCCCCUCUUCCACCUCUCAACUUCUCCAUGCCUGGAAGCCAUGGGUGAAGAGAGUCGGUAGGUCUUGGAAGGAACAACUCAGCCUGACUUCCCUCUGGAGAAAGAGUGUGGACCAAGGGCUGCCAUCCUCCACAGAGAAGCCUGCCCUGGGUAGGGGCUGUGCUCAUUACCCCGGGACUCAGUGCCUGCUCCAGUCUGUCGGCAGCCCAGCCAGCAGUGGCUUCCUCCGGCAAGUUCCAAGGGUAGCACUGAAGUCAUACAGGUGCGCCGAGGCAGGCAGACUGAUGCCUUGUCCACUGCCUCCUGGGCCUGCGGUGAGCCUGAGAGCCCUCUUGCCCGUGGCUGGUUGACAUUUCCCAAGCCUUUUGGGGCCUCACCCUGUCUUUUUACCCAGACCUGAUGGUCCAGGCACCCCUCUGCUCCUCCAUCCCCAGACAUCACCAAGUCUAAUGUUUACAAACGGCGCCAGCCCAGCUCUGAGCCAGGGGCCAGGGGCCGUCCUGUGCCACGGUGCUGUGAGUAGGCCUCCCUUACCUUUCCCCAAGGCGGGGAGCGUGCUUUUCUCUCUCAGAUCCCUGAUGGCUCCCUCUUUUCAGAGGUACAGGGGUGGGUGAGGGAGCAUGCUGGGGACCCCAUACAGGCUGGGCUGGUGAGGAUCAAGGUGAACCUGUCUGGCAUCUUCACUUUGAAUGGCUGCUUCUCUUCUCCCUGCCCUGCACGUCCCCCACUUCCCUGCCAACCCAGCCUGGUACCCUGGAGACAAGAAAGGCAGCUGAGUGGCCACUGACGGGGCAACAUCUGAGUGUAGUCACGCCAGCCUAAAAGUUUCCCUUCCAGUGUGGAUCUUGUCUGCUCCUGUCCCCCAUCACCUCUUCACCACCACCCCAUUUUUCUAUGUAGCUCAGUCUCUCCUGUUCACAUAAGUAUGGGGGUGGGGGUGGACCAAACCCUCUCUCGUCCACUUCCUCAGCUCCACACGUCUACCAGGCCUGGCCUCGGAGGCCUGUCGGUCACACUGAGGUCACGCCUACGUUGUGCCCCGGGGAGGGGGGUGAGGAAGGAUAUCUUCCCCUUUCAUAUUUUGAACACCUUGGCCACUCACUUAGGCCAACCCUAGGCACCGUAUCAGGCUUCCUCUGCCUGGAACACCCAGCAUUUUCCCCGGCCCCUCGUGCCUAAAACCGCUGAAUGCAGUGGUGGCGUGAGAGGGAUCCCUGCCCUCUGGGCCGUGAGACUGAAGAAGCAGAGCCUGGUUGGGGCCAAACAGGCUUCUGCUCAGACCCCCGGACUGGGUGACCUGCCUUUCCUCACGUUCCCUGGGGGCCAGACCCACGUGGCCGUUUUCUCAGUCUGCUGCACAGCACCAGGCCCUGCCAGUGCCCACCCCGGAUACAGUUAGGAGGACGGCCCAUCAUCAGCAGGGCUGCACUGCCUCCUAAUGUUGGAUUUCAGUGAGGGGUGGGGGGAUGUAAGGGGAAAAUGAGCUGGAAUCUGGCCUAACCUCAGGAGCACCUUCCCCUGCCCUCUCUGCCAGGGCAUUUUACUGUUUCUUUUCUACUUGUGCACAUUCAGACCAGGGAGGAUGGUUAAUAAAAAGGGACUUGUGCUGCUGA
Balaenoptera ricei (Rice's whale) is the source of this 4334-nucleotide messenger RNA. It is a transcript of the gene SLC38A7, whose product is annotated as solute carrier family 38 member 7. The record is from RefSeq and is a predicted model, not a curated record. Bases 891 to 3071 code for a protein of 726 amino acids. Gene Ontology annotation, molecular function: L-leucine transmembrane transporter activity; L-glutamine transmembrane transporter activity; L-aspartate transmembrane transporter activity. Gene Ontology annotation, biological process: amino acid transmembrane transport. The transcript is spliced from 9 exons. Lineage: Eukaryota; Metazoa; Chordata; Mammalia; Artiodactyla; Balaenopteridae.